Messenger RNA from Cynoglossus semilaevis (tongue sole), 4719 nucleotides. RefSeq names its product paxillin a (gene pxna). NCBI's taxonomy places the organism in Eukaryota, Metazoa, Chordata, Actinopteri, Pleuronectiformes, Cynoglossidae. Gene Ontology annotation, biological process: transforming growth factor beta receptor signaling pathway; substrate adhesion-dependent cell spreading; endothelial cell migration. The record is from RefSeq and is a predicted model, not a curated record. The transcript is spliced from 11 exons. Bases 273 to 1853 code for a protein of 526 amino acids.
CAGGGGGCGGCUGGCGGUGGAGCCUCUGUUGUAGGUGGGGGGAGCUGGGAAUGUGUGCAUAUUUGGGAGUGAUUUUGCGGCUCCUGGAGGAGCAGCGGUACACGCAGCAGCACCGGGUAACUUGAAAAAAACUUGGUUCUGUUUAACGGGGUUCGACGUGAAGGCGGGCUGUUCAAGCAUAGGAACACAAGUCGGCUGCUUUAGAGUCCAGCUGCUUUCGACAGCGGAGAACCAGGUCCAGGUUUUAGCAUUGGAACGAUUUCCGGCACAACAUGGAUGAUUUAGAUGCUCUGUUGGCGGACCUUGAGUCCACGACAUCCCACAUUUCCAAGCGCCCUCUCUUCCUGUCUGACGAAGACGCCUACUCCAUCCCUGCUGGGGGUCAGACCCAGCCAGACAUCUGCUCUCCACCACAGAUCCCGCCCACUCCCACGGAACAAGGUCUGAACGGACUUGAUGAAACUGAGUCUUUGAGUUCAACUCAAAGGAGUCCUUGGUCUCAAGAAAACAGUAGCCCAACCCAACCUACUGGUGAAGAGGACCACGUUUACAGUUUCCCUAUCAAGCCGAAGAGCAGUGAUUCAAGCAUGAACUCGGCUCUGGGCAACAACCUGUCUGAACUGGACCGUCUUCUUCUGGAGCUUAACGCUGUCCAGCAGAGCACACCCGCCUUUCCCACAGAAGAAGAUGCAGCUCCACCUCUGCCUGCAAGCAGUAUUAUACACCAAAUUCACGAGAAUGGAGUCUCUGGCAAGGCUGGGCCACCUGUUAUUGAGAAGCCAAAGCGCAGCGUUGCAACAAGAGGAAUAGACGAUGUACGACCAAGUGUGGAGAGCCUUCUCGAUGAAUUGGAAAGCUCUGUGCCCUCGCCCAUUCCCACGCCUCUGGUGUUGUCAGAAGACCAGACUGAUGGACAGGAUGUGACACCAACACAGCACCAAACCAGAAUGUCUGCCUCCUCUGCCACACGAGAGCUGGAUGAGCUCAUGGCCUCUCUGUCUGACUUCAAAGUCCAAAGCAAUAUCCAGUCCCAGGGAAAGACGUCUCCCACUUCACUGCCAAAACCGGCUAACAAGCUGGACAACAUGCUAGGAAGCCUGCAAUCAGACCUCAACAGACUGGGAGUCCAGACCGUGGCUAAGGGUGUCUGUGGAGCCUGCAAGAAACCCAUUGUUGGACAGGUGGUCACUGCUAUGGGCAGGACUUGGCAUCCAGAGCACUUUGUGUGCACACACUGCCAGGAGGAGAUCGGCUCCAGAAACUUCUUUGAGCGAGACGGUCAGCCCUACUGCGAGAAAGACUACCACAGCCUGUUCUCACCCAGAUGUCAGUACUGUAAUGGACCCAUCCUGGAUAAAGUUGUGACUGCAUUGGACAAAACCUGGCAUCCGGAACAUUUUUUCUGUGCCCAGUGUGGAUCCUUUUUUGGACCAGAAGGUUUCCACGAGAAGGAUGGAAAGGCCUACUGCAGAAAGGACUACUUCGACAUGUUUGCUCCAAAAUGUGGUGGCUGUGCCCGGGCCAUCCUGGAAAACUACAUCUCUGCUCUGAACAGUCUGUGGCACCCUGAGUGCUUCGUCUGCCGGGAGUGUUUCACGCCAUUUAUAAAUGGCAGCUUCUUUGAUCACGAGGGGCAGCCGUACUGCGAGUCACACUACCAUGAGCGCCGCGGCUCACUGUGCUCCGGCUGCCAGAAGCCAAUCACUGGCCGCUGCAUCACAGCCAUGGGCAAGAAAUUCCACCCAGAGCACUUUGUGUGUGCUUUUUGCCUGAAGCAGCUGAAUAAAGGCACCUUCAAGGAGCAGAACGACAAGCCCUACUGCCACAGCUGCUUCAUCAAACUCUUCAGCUAGACCGUGAGUGAUUGGCCGGGUCGACAUCUACAAAUUGCGUUGGAUUGCACACAGACGUGUGUGCGCAUAAGUCAGAGAAGUUGGUGUGAGGUGAAGUCACAAAGAUGGUGGGUAACAUCAACAACAACACUGAAUAGACAAUAUUGACAUUUUCACACUUUUGCUAAAGAUUUUUUACAAGAGCCAAAAGAGAUUUUUAUUUAGGGGUUUAUUCCUGUGAGCAAGACGACGUGUGGGUCCGCACAUAACCCUGAUAGAGUGUGAGACGUGUUCUUGUAUUUUUUCAAAUGAUUCUAUUUCCCCAUUGCAGGGCGAGACCUUGCAGUGUAUGGUGGUUUUACAUUAUGCAGAUUUGAGACAGCUGCUUGUUUGCAUGGACCACAGAAAGGUGAUGUCAUCAGAUUUUAAAUGAUAAUAGGUUGAAUACCCCGCGCCUGGAUAAGUUGUGUUGAUAACGUAUAAAAAUGUAUUUUUCUACUUUUGGAAACUGUUAAGGUGCCAUUCUAAAAAAAAUAACCAUCUGGACGUAUACAGUACAGACAGACAGAAGCCCAACUCAGUCGUCCCAGUGCACACUCUUGGUAUUGAAAGGUGCAUUUUAUGUGUGUGUCGUUGGGAAAUCUGUACGUAUUUUUCUACUGUUUCACUAAAAAAAAAAAAUUAAAAACACAUUUUCUCAGUUUCCUCAAACUGUACAUACAUCCAUGUUGUCAUGUAACUUCAUUUUUUGCUGCCAUUAGGAAAAUAACCACAUUGAAAUCUUUCAUGUAGCAGCUUGUUGUAAUACAAACCCUGAUUUUCAGAAAGUUGGUACACAGUGUAGAUUCAUUCAGAUUUUUUUUAUUUAUCAGACAAAGAUGAAAUUGGAUGAUGUCGUUCAUUUACUUAAUCAUUUAAUAAACUAGCUUAUAAAGCAACAACUGCAACAAACAAAAGACGUUUAACACAGAGUCAUGUCAACUUUCUUUGAACACACACACUUAGACACAAAGAACCAUCGUUGAACAUUUGUUGGUCGAAUGACUGUUGUCUAGGGACUGGAGCUUUUCAAUAUUCCUACAGUUAUCUCAUUCUCUUCUGUAUUAUGUGCCUAAUGCUUUUAAUGAGAAAUGGAUAACAGAGUACAGACAGGCCAGUCCAACUCCUAUGAUUUCCUACAAAUCCCUGGUGCAGCUCAUAUCAUCACAGAUGCCUUUUGUUGGUGAGUGAUGUUUUUUAAUGCAACACCACUGAAAGCCUUAAAGGUCACGCACAUUCAGCGCGUGUUUUCUCCUUUGGCCUUUUUGCAGAUUUUCUUCCUGAAACUUUGCCAAACUUACCAAUUAUAAUUAGUGAAAAUCCAUUAUAAUAUUUGCAUACUUGCACUGGUGGUGCUGAGCUACCACCUUCCUUUACAAAACAAAGAACAAAACAAAGAACAGUCCUACUAGGAUACUUUAAUGUUGCCAGUAAACCAGAAUAGUUUUUGUGUUAUCUUUUGAAGUGUGUUGCAGAAAUACUUUUAGAAUCCAGUUUAUUUCAGUAAAAAAUCAUUUUAAAACAUGUUUGUUUUUGUGUUAAAAACUGUUGAUUACCAAUACCACAGAUUUGAGCUUUUACUCCAUUUAUAGUAAUGCGUACCAACUUUUCUGAAUAUGGCGUUUGUUCAACAGUGUUUUACUGUUGACCUUUGAGCUGUUCUCAUGAACUCAUACCAUCAGAGCUCUUGAUGGAUGAUGUAUGUUUGUUUAAUUUUUUAUAGAUGCUGAAUCAUUUCAUUAAAUAAAGCCAAAAACGUGUAUCAAAAGUGAAGAUCUGCUGCUUGAGGAUUUAUGGUAUGAUUUGCGUCAGGCGAACAUUUGUCUCACGUCACUUUUUGUGUUCCUGUCAAAUAUCACUUAACUUCACUCGGAUUAAAGACUGAAUGAUGAUUUAAGAUUGGGUUGCCUAUUUGAAUUAAAAGCAUGUCAUUGUAUAUUUCUUUGGGGUGAUUUAGCAUUUAGCAUCAGCAUUAGCUGCCAGUUGCUGUUACAAUCAGAGUCUAAAUUGAUGUAUGCUGUGCUUGGCAUUGUGACAGAGCUGUGUUUUGUCACCUUUUUGAUUUAAAAAAAAUGUAAUUCUGAGUUUUCUAGUUUCAGACUGAUAUACAAGGAGCUGGCUCUGUUGGCAAGUACACAAAACAAUUGUGAUUCCUCUUCUUACACACACACACAAACACACACACCAGCUUCAGUUACAUAUUUGUACCUUAAGGGAUGAACUAUGAACCUGUGCUUAGAGUGUUGGGUUGAUUUAGCUGAUCAGGAAUCAGACACCAAGGCUUCUUUUCAAAUACAUGUUUAUUUUACUUUUAGCUCCUUUUUGUCACAUAUUUGUCAUUUUUCUUUCAUUUUCUUGGCAGGUGUGAACACAUUUGAACCACAGCAUCCACAUUGACUGAUCUAGAAAUGCCUCAUUUUCUUGUGCCAAAUGUGUCAAUGCAAUAAGGUCUUACACACUGGAGUUUUCUCUCCUCUGCUUUGACUGGAGCCGGAGGAGAGGCUUCAUCUGCUGUGGUACAUCUAAACACUGUAAUGGGCUGUACUGAGCAGACUGAGAUGUAAGGUAACAGGCAGUUGGAAACACAUGUGCGCCUGCAUUCUAACUGUGUGCCUGAGAAGGUGACCAGGAGUUGUCAGUUGAUUUUUAUCCACAUUUAUGUAGCUACAGUUGCCUUUUAGUUUUUGCUUCUGUCAAAGAUUGAAAUGAAAACAAUGAAAGACUGAGAUUAAGUUUUCCCUCCAGGUCAACUGAUUUUUUUUUUUUUUAACUUUUUUUGUGUGGGUGGUUUCCGAUGACUGAGCGACUAAUGUAACUGCUGCAAAAAUAAAGUUCUUUAUCUCUGCGA